Megalops cyprinoides (Indo-Pacific tarpon) is the source of this 1941-nucleotide messenger RNA. RefSeq names its product platelet glycoprotein Ib alpha chain. Gene Ontology annotation, molecular function: protein binding. The transcript has 3 exons. The record is from RefSeq and is a predicted model, not a curated record. Gene Ontology annotation, cellular component: plasma membrane. The coding region runs from base 103 to 1941 and encodes 612 amino acids. NCBI's taxonomy places the organism in Eukaryota, Metazoa, Chordata, Actinopteri, Elopiformes, Megalopidae.
AGGAAGGACCCCCGAAGGAAGUGUAGAGGUGCUUGUGGAUUUCUGGACAGAUGAUGCUGUGGACACAUUCUUAGAACAACAGAAGAGAAGGAAGGUGUCAUCAUGAGCAUCAGAAUGAGGUUUGUCCUCUCCCUCCUGCUUUUGUCUGAUUUCUGCCUGCUGAUGACCUACAGUUGCCAUAGUGACAAGGACAAAGACCACCGCCCCCGUGUGAACUGCACAAAUAUGGGUCUGAACAAUGUUCCGCCUGAAACUGAUACAUCCACAGAGGUCUUAGUCCUCACAGACAAUCAGUUUCUGUCCUUGUCCUGGCGCUCUUACCAGAGCUUCACCAAGCUGCAUGAGCUGGACCUCUCCCGCAACCAGGUGUCAUCACUGGAGAGGCUCCCAGACCAGGUCCUCCCCUCUCUGAGGGUCCUCCAUCUCUCAGACAACAGGAUCCAGGAGGUCCCAGAGUCUGCCUUUACUGCUGCAUCCAAUCUGAUGGAGAUCUACCUAAGCAGAAACCAGCUGCACACAGUGCGUGAGGGCUCCUUCAGGGGCCUGGACAGCCUGGAGCUUGUGGACCUCUCCCAGAACCACAUCCGAGUCCUGCCCCACUCAAUGUCAUCCCUGAUGACCACCACCGUACUUAAGAAGUUUGACGUGGAGGACAACCGUCUCAGGAUCAUGCCGGACCAGUUCUUCUCUAAUUUUCCUGAAAUCCCGUAUGUGUUCCUGUCCAAGAACCCCUGGAUCUGCAGCUGCAAGGUGGGUUACCUGUCCUCAUGGCUGGAGGACCAGGUCUCCAACGUGUACAUGCACACGGGUCCCAAAAGCAUCAUCAAUGACCCUGAGAGUAUAGUGUGCGACAGCCCGAGUCAGCUGAAGGGUCAAAUCAUCAUCGACCUGCAGAGGGAUGACUACUGCUCUCCGGGUGUGAUUGGUGAUAUGGAUUCCACUGAUGCCGUGACUACGGAAUUGCCAACCUCCCCCAAGUCACACUUUGUCCCAAUCACAACACCGUCAGCCCUCUCUCCAUCUUCCACUGCUCUUGACAGCAUCCCUACAACUACAGACGUCCCCAUAACCCACCAGACCAGUGAACUCACCCAAACGGAAACCGUGGCACCCUACCCCCAUCCCAGUGCCAUAGCCACCCAGGACCAAAUCACUACAUCCACCACAUUCCGAAGUACAACACCCACCAUGUCUGUAACCACAAUGCCCACCACACCUGUCCAACCCCAAACCACUGCACCCACCCAGGCUCACACCCUAACACCAACCUCGAGCAACACCAUCACCAGUGUGACAUCCAAGUCCCAGCUCAUGACAACUGCAAGGUACUUCUACUUCAUGACAUUUUGGGUCAAAUAUCACGAGUCUCAUGCAACAGAGUUUGCCACGUCUAGGACAGUAUUUAAGAAGGAGGUAGUAGGGGAGGAGGUAGAGAGUACUGCCAUCAUCACCAAUUCAAAUACCUUUCUGAUCACAGCCACCCCCAAGGCUUUUCCUCUGACAACUACUGACCCUCUGACCAUGGUCCACCCUCCCACUAAUGUCUCUGUAAACUGGGAGGAGAGAAAGGGGGAGAGGUCUGUGGUGCUGUACUGCUGGUGGCUGUUUGCGGGGUACCUCUGUCUCUGUAUUCUGCUGGGCCUGUGGCUCUGUGCCACCAGCCUCUGGAUCCUCAGAUUCUACCUCUACACCUAUUCGCCUCUUGCCCGGAAGGCUUGCAAGCGGAGGAAGGGCCAAGUGAGGCUGUUAGGAUAUCAGUCCGCAGGUGGGUCAGGGGAGAAUGACGGGGGGGGUGAGAAGGGGGCUGGCGGGCCGGGAGCCAUCUCACUGCCCAUGGAGGGGACUGGAGGCGUGCAGGCUAUGUUCCGCUCUGUCCUGUUUGUCUACAAGGGCGGGGAGGUGGAGGAGCCGGAGCCGCUGCACAACAAGAACCAAAGAUGA